This is a messenger RNA of Nothoprocta perdicaria, 2055 nucleotides long. It is a transcript of the gene SEMA4B, whose product is annotated as semaphorin 4B. The transcript is spliced from 13 exons. NCBI's taxonomy places the organism in Eukaryota, Metazoa, Chordata, Aves, Tinamiformes, Tinamidae. The annotation marks the transcript as partial. The record is from RefSeq and is a predicted model, not a curated record. Gene Ontology annotation, biological process: neural crest cell migration; negative chemotaxis; negative regulation of axon extension involved in axon guidance. Gene Ontology annotation, molecular function: chemorepellent activity; semaphorin receptor binding.
GUGCUGGCGGCGCUGCUGCUCUCGGCGGCCCAGGAGCCGGUCCCGCGGGUGAGCCUGCCCUACGACUCACCCGAGCGGGCGGUGCAGCGGUUCGAGGUGCCCGGCGUCUCCAACAUCACGGCGCUGCUGCUGAGCCCCGACGGCGGCACCCUCUACCUGGGCGCGCGCGAGGUGCUGCUGGCCGUCAACACCAGCCGCUUCGAGCCGGGGCCGCUGGUGCGCAGGYUGCCCUGGAGCGCGGACGGCGAGAAGAAGCGGCAGUGCGUGUUCAAGGGCAAGGACCCGCAGCGGGACUGUCACAACUACAUCAAGAUGCUGCUGCGGCUCAACAGCACCCACCUGUACACGUGCGGCACCUGCGCGUUCAGCCCCGCCUGCGCCUACGUGGACGUGCAGCGCUUCAGCCUGGAGCGGGACGCGGYGGGGAAGCCGCUGCUGGAGGACGGCAAGGGCCGCUGCCCCUUCGACCCCGAGUACAAGUCCACGGCCGUCAUGGUCGACGGCGAGCUCUACGCCGGCACCGUCAGCAACUUCCAGGGCAACGAGCCCACCAUCUACCGGAGCCAGGAGAGCCGCAUCUCCCUCAAGACGGAGAACUCCCUCAACUGGCUGCAGGACCCCGUCUUCGUGGGCUCAGCCUACCUGCGGGAGAGCCUCCCCACGGGCAACCCCGAGGGUGACGACGACAAGAUCUACUUCUUCUUCAGCGAGACCGGCAAGGAGUUCGACUACUUYGAGAACACCAUCGUGUCACGCAUUGCCCGUGUGUGCAAGGGGGACCAGGGCGGCGAGCGCGUGCUGCAGCGGCGCUGGACGACCUUCCUGAAGGCGCAGCUGCUCUGCUCGCACCCCGACGACGGCUUCCCCUUCAACGUGCUGCGCGGCGUCUUCGUGCUGACGCCCGGCGAGCAGCGCUGGCGCGAGACGCUCUUCUACGGGGUGUUCACGUCGCAGUGGAGCAAGGGCGGCCUGGGCGGCUCGGCCGUGUGCGCCUUCCCCAUGCGCAGCGUGCAGGGCGCCUUCGCCGGCCUCUACAAGGAGGUGAACCGCGAGACGCAGCAGUGGUACACGGACACCAGCCCCGUGCCGGAGCCGCGGCCGGGCUCGUGCAUCACGAGCCGCACGCGGCACCUGCGCAUCAACUCGUCGCUGCAGAUGCCGGACCGGGUGCUCAACUUCGUCAAGGACCAUUUCCUGAUGGACAGCGCGGUGCGGAGCCAGCCGCUGCUGCUGCAGAGCCGCCUGCGCUACCUGCAGAUCGGCGUGCACCGUGCGCAGGGCCUGCGCGGCACCUACGACGUCCUCUUCCUGGGCACCGACGACGGGCGGCUGCACAAGGCGGUGCGCGUGAGCCGCAAGGUGCACAUCAUCGAGGAGCUGCGCGUGUUCCGCGCCGGGCAGCCCGUGCUGCAGCUGCUGCUCGACCCGCCCCAGGCAAGAGUGCGCGGGGGUCCGGCCGGCCGCGCGCCCGCCGCGGGGCCGCGCGCUGACCGCUCGCGCCCACAGGCUCUGCUCUACGCCGCCUCCUACGACGCCGUGGCCCAGGUGCCCUUCGCCAACUGCAGCCUGUACCGCAGCUGCGGCGAGUGCGUGCUGGCCCGCGACCCCUUCUGCGCGUGGGGCCGGGGCGCCUGCCGCCGCCUGCCCCCCGGCCCCCGCGCGCACGCGCAGCUCUGGGUGCAGGACGUGGAGGGCGCGGACACGGAGCGGCUCUGCCGGCGGGGGCUUGGGGCCGGGGCCGGGCGGGCAGCGGCUCCGUGCUGCUCCGUGACGCGCCGGUGCCCCGCAGGCUCGGGCGCCCCGUGCCAGGCGGUGCGGCUGCCGCCCAACGCGGUGCGGCCGCUGCCCUGCCAGCUGCUCUCCAACCUGGCCACGCGCCGCUGGGCGCACAACGGCGCGCCCGUCAACGCCUCCUACCUGGUGCUGCCCGACGGCGCCCUGGUGCUCGUGGGCAGCCCCGAGCGCGCCGGCACCUACGAGUGCUGGUCGCUGGAGGAGGGUUUCCGCCAGCUCAUGGCGAGCUACUGCGUGGCGAUGCCGGAGGCGGCGGCGGGC